Messenger RNA from Cyprinodon tularosa, 1557 nucleotides. RefSeq names its product zinc finger BED domain-containing protein 4-like. Lineage: Eukaryota; Metazoa; Chordata; Actinopteri; Cyprinodontiformes; Cyprinodontidae. The transcript has 2 exons. The record is from RefSeq and is a predicted model, not a curated record. The coding region runs from base 1 to 1557 and encodes 518 amino acids.
AUGCAGGCUAUUUCUACAGUGGAGUCACCCGCCUUCAGGCGACUAGUUAGUAUGAUACCGGGCGCGACACGGCAGAUGGGACGGAAAACAUUCUCUAAGUACCUGGAGAGAGAAUAUGCAAAAAUGGAAAGCGAGCUAAAGAAAACUUUUGAGGGACUGAACUACAUCUCCACUACUGCAGACAUCUGGUCUGCCCACAACAGGAGCUUCAUGGGAAUAACCUCUCACUGGAUAAACCCCACCACUUUACAACGUCAGAAAGCUGCGUUAGCCUGCAAACGGAUAAAGGGUAGGCACACCUAUGAUCUGAUUGCUGGUGAGAUUGAUCACAUUCACUCUUUGUAUGGAGUGUCAACAAAAGUUACUUCCACCGUUACAGAUAACGGCUCUAAUUUUGUGAAGGCUUUUGCCAUGUAUCAACCGGAAUCGUUCUCUGACGACGAUGAUGAAGAUCAUGAUGAUGAUGAUGAUGUUACCUUUACCGAUGUUGCAGAAGUUCUCAACACCGCAGCAGAGGAAGGGAUUGUUUUACCUCCACACCAGCGGUGUGCGUCUCACACGCUUAACUUAAUUUCAUGUAGUGAUGUAGAGAAGUGGCUUGUUUCAAACCCUGGGACUAAGGCACUGUACAGAAGCUCGGUCGCUAAAUGCACUGCACUGUGGAACAAGGCAAACAGGUCCACUCUGGCUGCAGAGGUCGUGAGCGACGUCGUCAAUAAAAAGCUGCUUGUGCCAUGCACCACAAGGUGGAAUUCAUUUUAUGAAGCUGUUGCCAGAAUUGUGGAAAUUCCUAUGACUGACUUGAGUGCCAUCGCUGAUCGUUUACAGCUGAAGUCUAUCAGUGACAGGGAACUUAAUUUUUUGAAGGAGUAUUGUGUCACAAUGAAGCCACUCACAGUUGCUCUGGACAUCCUGCAAGGAGAGGAGAACUGUUACUUUGGCACUCUCCUGCCAACUCUCGAGACACUGAUGUCAAAGAUCCUGGAGGUGAAAGACAGUCUGACUGUGGCAACGGGCCUACCUGAAGCCAUAGUUCAGGCUAUCAAAAGACGAUUUGCAUCCGUCUUGGAAAGCAACGAUGCAAUGCUGGCAGCUGUCACUCUUCCCAAAUUCAAGUUGCGGUGGGUGAGAGACCAGAGGAAAAAGGAGAUGAUCAAAGGAAUCCUGAUAGCAGAGUGUCACAAGUUUUUCCCUGACCCUGAGCAGCAACCUGCCGGGAAUCCUGUGUUUCCCACAACUCCACCAGACUCAGGCUCCUCCAAAGACAAAGAGCAGGACUUUUUUUCCUUUGAGGACAGUGAUGAAAACUUUGUCACUGUGGAGACUGAGGUAAUGUCUUACUUGAAAACCACCGAAACAGGUAUGGACAUUCUCAAACAAUUUCCCACAGUAAAGGAAAUUUGUCUGAAGCUAAAUGCAGCUACCCCGUCCAGCGCACCUGUGGAGAGACUAUUCAGUCUGGGAAGCCUGGUACUAUCUCCAAAGAGAAAUAGGCUCUCUGACCAAAAAUUUGAGAAGCUGCUUCUCAUGAGAUACAACCAGUGGUUCGAAGACUAA